Strongylus vulgaris is the source of this 669-nucleotide messenger RNA. NCBI's taxonomy places the organism in Eukaryota, Metazoa, Nematoda, Chromadorea, Rhabditida, Strongylidae. The record is from the annotation of a GenBank genome assembly.
CUCGGAACGGGCCGAUUCGGGUACAUAAAGCUCGCCGAACACAAGCAAUCGAAGCAAAAAAUUGCCAUAAAGCAGGUCGAUUUUGCACGAGAGUAUAAUUACUCUUUUUUCCUAUCUCCUCAUCCACAAAUAAUUGACACUUAUGAAGGAAUGCACCAGGUCGAUUUUGUACGAGAGUAUAAUUACUCUUUUUUCCUAUCUCCUCAUCCACAAAUAAUUGACACUUAUGAAGGAAUGUACCAGACAGGCGACGACUCAGCCUAUUUCUUUGUGCAAGAAUUCUGUCCGAGGGCCUCAGUGAGGGAAGCGGUGGAAGCCACCAAUCAACAGGGUUCGUUGUUUUUGACGUAUAAAUUAUGCGCGAUGAUGAUAAGGUUGAGCGUUCAUCAUUCAGUAACAUCCGCUUUUCCAAUGAGAUUUGGAAAACAUCACAGAGGCCUGACAGCGCAGUUGGCAUUUUUUCAAGAGAAACAGAACCUGUUCAUGUCAUUACCUUCUCUCGGGCGUUUCCGGGAGAAGAAUAAAGCAAUAGCCAUCUAUAGCCACAGCUAUACUGACAAAUGUAAUCAUGCUUCAGAGCAGACGACAAUAAGAAAGUUUUUGUUCGAGCAAAUGAAAGGACAUCACGUCAUAGUGCUGAAGCUCCGUCGCAGUGAAGGGAACAGGUAA